AAUUUCACCUUGGUUCGCCUUGUCGACAACGUGUGAACGGACGGACGUACGGACAGAUGGUGGAUCGGUCGGUCGGUUGGUCGAUUAAACAGUUUGUUAGACUGACGAACAUACACGCAUAUAUACUUAUGUUAUAUAUUUACAUAUACAUGUAUAGCAGAGCGUUGUAUGUAUAGCGCAAUGCAAUGAAGUUACUAAGUAAAAAACCGUGAGACGAGGCUCGUCGCGACGACGCGCAACCAAUUGCAAACCAAAGCAAAAGCACUGGUAUCUGAGUAUCUUCUCUGCACUCGUAUCUGUCAGUAUUGGUUGCGCAGAGCGCACAUCGUGACGUGUGUACUCGUUUGAUAGACGGUUGAAAAAAUUGCAAGAUGGAAACAAAAAAAAACGACAAAAACUAAGGAAAAGCAAAUAAAUAAAUAGUCAAGUGAUAAAUAGCAGAGAAAAGAAGUGAGACCAAUGUGUGAUAAAACAGGUAAUGUGUAGAACACACACAAAACAAAAACGUAAUUACUUGUACAAGUGCAAAGUAAACUAAACAGAUAGUGAAUGUUGGGUAAAAAAAAAAAAGAGAAACAAGGGACGGUAAAAGAGUGAAGCGAGAGAGAGAGAGAGCGAGGGAGCGGAUAUGUUAGUGUCAUUAACAGGGUACCGCAAUCAUUUAACUAUUACACACACAUAUAUAUACACAAAAAGAAAAAGUGUAACAACACUGACAAUAGUAGAGGCCAAUGAGCAACGCGAAAUAUUCCGGCAACUUCGAGUGAUAGCAGCAGGCAAAGUGACGACAAUAAGAGUAGCAACGACGAAACGCAUAUACCGCAGCGACUGUUACUUGCUCUGCUGUGCAAUCUUAUAUAGGCCCAAAACGCAGUGGAAGCGAAUACCGAAUUCACCUUAGUGAAUUUUCGCUGUAAAAUCUAGAACACCCACAAGGGUAUAUGACAUUGAACACAACAACCAACAACUGUGUAAGGUCCGUCUGCAUUUUGCUGAUUCGCCACACAGGCGAAUUAAUUCAAGGUGGUGGCGCUAGAGCAGCUGGUUUUGCGAUUUUUCGGUUUUGAAUGUCAAAGUGCUUCAUGUUUUUCAUUUGCUUUGUUUGUGCGUUUACUUUCUCAUGGAAAUUUUGACAUUCACAACACCAAAUUGCAAAAACAAAAUGCAUCUAAAUGCUGUUGUUGUCGCUAAAGGUGAUGACCUUAACAGAUUCGCCUUGGCAGCCACUGAGCAACUUGCGGCUUAUCAAGUUUUUAAAUUUUUUGCUCAACAUAUUUAAUAAAAAUACAUUACGUUUUAUUAAUACCCUUAAAUUUUGUUAUAUGGAUAAUGUGACAACGUGCCUUAAACCGAAAUCAACAAAAACUAUGCAUUCUUCCAUUUUGAAUAUCCCAUUUCUUGCUACUUUCUUUUCUGUGUAAAAUAAUAGUCUCAGUUGCUAUUGCAGCUGCUCAAAUUAAGCUUCAAUAAACGACAAUGUUGGGCGAAAUUUACCAUUUGCCGUUCGCUGUUCGCCGGUAUUGUGUUUACGCUAUUAAUCAUAUCUACAUCCAUACAGAUGUUAGUUGGCAGCAUCUUGUCGUCGCCUUAUACUCAUUUUUAUUUUAUUCUUUGUGCUCCAUUGAAGAAUAGCCGAGAAUACAUCGAAGAAUACGAACGGAAUAGAACACAAAAAAUUGCGAGUGUAGUGCGCUAUGAAUGAGCAAUGAAAAUUAAGCAAAUCAAGAAAUACCAUGCCAGAGACAAUUAUAUCUAUCGGCUGUCUGCUCUGGUCAGUCAUCUUCGUAUACCCCAACUAAUCAACAGCACCGUCAACGUUGUACGCAGUUGGGAGCUUACCUCGUGCGUUCAUUAAUUUAUAAAAACAAAAUACAUAUAUUCAACGUGUACGUGCUGUCAAAUUUUAUCUAAUUCUCUACACCACUUAAACAUGACUUAAACUGCAAUAAAAAAUAAAACCUACAGAGGCAUACAAAAGUUAAAAAAAAAAAAAACAAAACGAAAAUAUAAAAACGAAGAUUAAUCGAGUGGUGUCUGUUGAACUCUCGCAUGCCGAGUGAUUGUGCACUCGUUUGUUUACAAUACAAACAAACAGCGGGUUGGGAUUUGUGUUGUUAUUCAUAUUGGUUCGUGAAGUGCGAGACUCGGCUACGACUACGACGACGGCUACACGGAUACGGUCAACUAAACGAGCAGCUGUUUCGUGCCGGUCGUUCGUUUGUUGUGUUUAUACCGAUCAGCUGAUUUCUCUUUGCCUCGCGGCCAAUCGCUUAUACCAGUAGCAGCCAGUGUCUAUCGUGUUUUGUUGUGUUUUUUGUUGCAACGUGCAUGACUUCUAAUUGUGCGCAUAUGUUGCCCGCUGCUUCGGGCUUUGGCAGUGUCGGCGCUGGUCUUGUCGUCGGUAGUGGUGGUGGUGGUGGCGGCGGCGGCGGCGGUGGCAGCAGUAGUAGCAGCGGUGCUGGUACAUUUACAUUAUUAACAACUACAACAACCGCCGCAGUGCAGCCAAUGUUUACCGAAAUGGUUGUAGUUGCGGCAGCGACAGCAGCAGAGCAGCAGCUGCAGCGCCAGCGUUCCAACUCGAAUUUGAUAACGAGUAUAAAGUCAACAACUGCGACGCCACGCGGAAAGCGACGCUGUAUGAGCGCGAGUACGCCGACUCAACAAAUAAUUGGACAAGCAGCAACAGUAGCGGCAGCUAAACGGAAUCGCAAACUGUUAACAACAGCGGCAGGAAAAAUAACAGUAGAGAGAAUGUCAGCUGGCGCUCAAUUGCAGAUGGCACCGCAGACCACUUCGUCGAUAAGCCAUCAUCAUCAGACCCAGCAGCAGCAUCAUUUUGGCACAGCACAUCAUAAUCCACAACAACAACAGCAGCAGCAACAGCAACAACAACAAAUUUUAACACAACAGCAACAAAUAACGCAAACACAUCAGUUACAACAGUUGCAACAACAGCACAUUACGCAUCAUACGACGCAGCAGCAGCAACAGCAGCAGUCGCAGCCGCAACAGCAACCGCAAACACUACACACAUUAGCCAAUCAUCAUCAUCACCAACAGCAGCAGCAGCAAACACAGCUUCCGCAUCCACAUUCGCACACACAGCAGCUGUCCCAUCAACAACAGUUGCUGCAACAGACGAAUAGUGGGCUCGCAGCUCCGUUGCAGCAGCAGCAGCAACCAGCUGCCCUGCAGCAGCACACGCAUAGUGGAGGCCAUAGCAGUAAUCCCGAUUCGAAUAUGAGCACAGGAUCAUCCCAUAGCGAAAAAGAUGUUGCCGACAUGUUAGGUGCAGCAGGCAUUCCCAGUCAGAUAGGUUUACUGCCUAAUAACGGAGCCCCGGGGGCUAUGAUGAGCAGCAGCGGUUUGGGUCAGGACGUAGGAAGUAUGAUGGGCGGUGGCGCAGGUGUUAGUAGCACACAACAACAGCAACAAGUGCAGCAUAAUAAUAUGGUUGGACGACUUGAAAAGCCACCACGUAACACAACUGAACGCAAGCGUAAGCGGAAAAUUCCACACACCGAAGAUAGUGGUGGUGGCGGUGGUGGCGCAGGAAGUGGCGGAAACGGAGGUAAUAACGCUGGAAAUGCGACUAUUGUCGGCACCGGCAAGGCGUCCAAAACUUCUAGCUUGAUCGGCAGUGCACAGACACUAAACAAAGCAAAUUUAUCAUUGAAUAUAGGUACACCAGCGGAUCGGUGCAACUUGCCGGGCGGCAAGAAUGCAAGGCUACUCCAACAUAGUAGCAUGGAUAACAAAAAGAUCAAUGAGUACUUCAAUAAGCCCCUUAUAACAAGCAGCGGUGCUACAAAUAGCCCUAUGCGUCCGCACACUGGCGGCUCGAAGAGUCCAUCGGCUGCCGGUGGCGUGCAACAGCAACAAACGGCGCAGCAACAAGUGCAAAGUGCAGGCGGUAAUGCUGGUGGUGGCGGUAGUACGGGCGCUUAUGCCAUGUAUCCACCUAGUCCUCAACAGCUGAAUGCAGGAGGCGUACAAACACCCACAUCGCAAGCGCCUGAAUUCCAUCAUUACAGCGCUGUGCCGGUAAACAAUGCUGCCAAGCAGCAGCGUCAACCUCCACCACAAACUUCCAACGCAAUGGUUCCUCCCCAGUCGUCCAUAGUCGGCGUGUUGGCAGGCAACAUGGGUAGCUUAGGUGGGGGUGUAGUUGGCGGACCACCCCCACCGCCAAUGGGCCCCACACAACAGCAACAUAUUCCUGCAACAUCGGUAGCCACUUCGGCGCAACAAACGCUAACCAGUGGCGUAACCUCGCAACAGCUGGCCGCAGUGCAGCUGAAUUCAUUGCAGCAUGGCGGAAUGAUGCCAGGCGCAUUGGGCGGUAUGCAGCCGCCACUGCCACCGGUACCGGCUAGCACCAUAGCGAAGGCAACCCAAACGGAUCUCUCGUUCCAAGAAAUCAAGGAACGCGACACGGAGAUCGAAUCGAGCAAGUCGAAGCUCGACGAGAUGACAAGACUGUCCGAUGAGCAGAAAUGCCAGAUAAUCGCUCAUCAGAAGCUGAUCGACCAGCAUAAGUCGCAGAUCGCCAAGUGCAUUGAAGUAGUGAAGAAACUGCUGAAAGAGAAGAGCAGCAUCGAAAAGAAAGAAGCGCGGCAGAAGUGCAUGCAAAAUCGACUGCGUCUUGGGCAGUUUGUGACGCAGCGCGUAGGCGCCACAUUCCAGGAAAAUUGGACAGACGGCUAUGCUUUCCACGAGCUUAGCCGGCGUCAAGAUGAGAUAUCGGCCGAGCGUGAAGAGAUCGAUCGCCAGAAGAAGCAGCUGAUGAAAAAGCGACCCGCGGAAUCGGGACGCAAACGCAACACCAACAGCAACAAUAGCCAACAGCAGCAAAACUCGAAUUCAAAUGAUUCGACCAAUGUGGCUGGUUGUGAUCGGCUGACUGGCGGCGGCGACAGUGGCAUCGGUUCGACUGGUGGCGGUGGCGGCGGUAGCGGCCGUGGUCUGUCACGAUCCAAUUCCACACAGGCCGGUCAAACGCAAUUGUUGCACAAUGGAGGUGGCAGCGGUGUUGGCGGUAGCAGUGGUGUUGGUGAUCGCCUCUCCGAUAGAGGCGGCGGCGGCAGCAGUGGCACAGGCCGCGGCGAUAACAGCGGCGGCGGUGAUGCAACGUUCCUUAAACCCGACCCCGUGUCGGGGGCAUACACAGCGCAAGAGUACUACGAGUAUGAUGAGAUAUUAAAAUUGCGGCAGAACGCACUCAAGAAAGAGGACGCCGAUUUGUCACUAGAGAUGGAGAAGUUGGAGCGUGAGCGCAAUCUACACAUACGCGAGUUGAAGCGGAUAUUAAAUGAGGAUCAGUCCCGCUUCAACAAUCAUCCAGUGCUAAAUAAUCGUUACUUGCUGCUCAUGCUGCUGGGCAAAGGCGGCUUCUCCGAAGUGCACAAGGCAUUUGAUCUAAAAGAGCAACGAUAUGUAGCGUGUAAGGUGCACCAACUGAAUAAGGAUUGGAAGGAGGACAAAAAAGCCAACUAUAUCAAGCACGCUUUGCGAGAAUAUAACAUACAUAAGGCAUUGGAUCAUCCACGUGUGGUCAAGCUUUACGAUGUGUUCGAGAUAGACGCCAAUUCCUUUUGCACAGUGCUCGAAUAUUGUGAUGGUCAUGACUUAGAUUUCUAUCUAAAACAGCAUAAAACAAUACCAGAGCGUGAAGCACGCUCAAUUAUUAUGCAGGUUGUUUCAGCAUUGAAAUAUUUGAAUGAGAUUAAACCACCAGUAAUACACUAUGACCUGAAACCAGGCAACAUACUUUUGACUGAGGGCAAUGUAUGCGGUGAGAUUAAAAUCACCGAUUUUGGUCUCUCAAAAGUGAUGGAUGAUGAGAACUAUAAUCCAGAUCAUGGCAUGGACUUAACAUCACAAGGCGCGGGAACCUAUUGGUAUCUACCGCCCGAAUGUUUUGUUGUUGGAAAGAAUCCGCCGAAAAUUUCAUCGAAAGUCGACGUUUGGAGUGUUGGUGUUAUUUUCUACCAAUGCCUCUAUGGUAAGAAACCAUUCGGCCACAACCAAUCACAGGCCACCAUCCUUGAAGAGAACACAAUUCUCAAAGCCACAGAGGUACAAUUCCCCAACAAACCAACUGUCUCCAAUGAAGCAAAGAGUUUCAUACGUGGUUGCUUGGCUUAUCGCAAGGAGGAUCGCAUGGAUGUGUUUGCUUUGGCGCGACAUGAGUACAUACAACCGCCUAUACCUAAGCAUGGGCGUGGUCAGUCGCAGCUGACGCAACAGCAGCAGCAGCAGCAACAACAGCAGCAGCAACAACAACAGCAACAGCAACAACAGUCGACUACAUCGCAGGCGAAUUCCGCUGGUCAGACGUCCUUUUCGGCGGGUAUGUUUGGUAAUCUGAAUCAAUCGAGCUCGUCCUAG
Anastrepha ludens (Mexican fruit fly) is the source of this 6393-nucleotide messenger RNA. It is a transcript of the gene Tlk, whose product is annotated as serine/threonine-protein kinase tousled-like 1. Lineage: Eukaryota; Metazoa; Arthropoda; Insecta; Diptera; Tephritidae. The coding region runs from base 2329 to 6393 and encodes 1354 amino acids. The record is from RefSeq and is a predicted model, not a curated record. Gene Ontology annotation, biological process: peptidyl-serine phosphorylation; chromosome segregation; intracellular signal transduction. Gene Ontology annotation, cellular component: nucleus. Gene Ontology annotation, molecular function: ATP binding; protein serine/threonine kinase activity. The transcript is spliced from 7 exons.